Hydra vulgaris (swiftwater hydra) is the source of this 870-nucleotide messenger RNA. The record is from RefSeq and is a predicted model, not a curated record. NCBI's taxonomy places the organism in Eukaryota, Metazoa, Cnidaria, Hydrozoa, Anthoathecata, Hydridae.
AUGAACAUAAACUUUUGGUUUUCAUUGGUUUUAAUAAACUUUUCGUUGGCUAAAGGAGUAGAUGAAGGUGAGUAUAAAGGAGUAGAUGAAGGUGAGUAUAAACAUCCUCUUACACUUUACAAUAGAAGCAAAAAGAAUAUAGUAAACAAAGAAGAUACAAAAAUAAAAUACCCACAGUAUUCUAAGUAUCUCGAUAUUAAAACUAUUUAUGAAAAUGCUAACAAGGUGUUUCCUGGAUUGUUUGCGCUGAGCGAAUCAGAAGGUAAAGAUCUCCCUGAUCUUCUUCUUCGUUACAUUCUUCCAAAACUUUCGUGCAAAAAAAAACUUUCAGAAAAAGCAUGGUAUAAAGCUUACGAGCUUAAUCGUAUUUUAAAUGAAACGCAUUGUGGAAAUAUAUACAAACCGCGGUAUCGUAGACAGUCUGUUGCUGACGGUAGUACUACAGUAUUAACAAUAUGCUAUGAUCCACAGAAACAGUUACCAACAGAAAAUAAUGUUGUUUACCUUGCAAAGACAUGUGGUCAAAGAAAUAUACUUCAAACAAGAUUUCCACCAAUCAUAAAUGAGGUUGUUUGUGGAGAUGCUACAUGUUUGAGAGGAGAAGGCGUUGCUACGCAGUUAACUACUACUAUGAGGUUACGAAGAGACGUGAAUAAAGUUGGUAAAGAAAGACUUGGUGAAUGGGAAGAAUAUCAAAGCGAAAUAAAGACUGGAUGUUCAUGCAACCUUAAGCGGGAUAGUGUUCUUUUAAAUCUUGCAGGGUAAAGCUCUAAUGCGUUAAUGAUGUGACAUAAACAAAUCAACUAUUAUAAUUUGACUAUUAAAUAUUAUCAAACAAAUUAACUAUUAUAAAUGUUGUAUGGUGUUUGA